Molecule: messenger RNA, 1581 nt
Organism: Coprinopsis cinerea okayama7#130
Lineage: Eukaryota; Fungi; Basidiomycota; Agaricomycetes; Agaricales; Psathyrellaceae
Exons: 2
Coding region: 1-1581 (526 amino acids)
Source: RefSeq, a predicted model, not a curated record
AUGGAAGCUGAGACCCAGUUAUCUGUUCCGUUAGGUUUAGGGCUCUGGUCUAUUGCCGAAAUACCCAAAAUUCCUGAGAGCUACUCAGUUUGGCUUCGAUGUUUACGCGACAAGCUCGAACGAAACUUGGAGAAGAUGAAAGAAGUAUACCCGGGACCUCGUAACACAUACGGAGAUCGUUCCUUUCAGUAUCACAUCACCAAUGUUCAGCCUAGGAAGGGCACUCGAAUCCACUGGAUAUGGGAAAUUGACUGUGACCAUGAGAUCCUCCACGUUAAUUCUCGUCCUUUCUUCCGGCUUUCCAACGUCCCCCGCGACACGGCAUUUUUAUCCUCGAUUUCUUUGGACAACUACGGACAUCGCGCUUGCUCGGUCCAUACACCGCUUGAGCACCAGUACCUCUGGAAGCCCAAAGGAAUUGACCAGGCACCUCGUAACCGGAAUCCACUUUACGACCGACUUGUCAAACCCAACUCCAUCCAAAACGCACGAGCCUUAUUUGGACUUCCCGAGCGCAAGGGGACUUGUGAAAAGACGCGUCUCAGCCUAUACCAGACCCUCGUCGGUACGGCACUUCGGACGUGGACACUUGCCUAUGAAAUCCCCCAGCUUGGCAUGAGCCCAACGGCACCCACAGUGCCUCGCGACCUGCAGGAGUUUGGCAAGGCUCUGCUGGAACUGGCGUUGCGGCCAAUGUUGUUCGAAGAUGGACGGACGUCCGUUAGAGGAUGUAUAGCCUCUGAAGCCGGCUCAUGUUGGCUGCGAGACGAUACUUGUUUCCAGUUCUUCACGGGAUUGGAAAGCUGCUGGGAGGAUGCUGUGGUAUCCCUCGUCGAGGCCCUUCGUUCUCGGCCAUCGACGCCAUCUCCUGCGUAUGGUAUCGCUUUCUCCUUCAACCACAUUCUCAUUUUACGCAUGUCAUCGAAGGGGGGCGCGAUCUGUAUCUGUCAUACUCCCCCACUGCCAUUCCUACCGUCCUUCUUUGCAACCUCCCCGUCCACUCCCGGCAUAUCAGCGCUCAUGGAUCUCUCAUAUGUCCUCGAAAACGAUUUGAUCCCUGGCAAGUCGGUUGUGCCGCUUGCGCACUACCUUGCCACCGUUCCAACCGAACUUUGGUCUCGUAUUGCUAGUCACUUGACGAACCCAGCCGACCUCCGGCGACUGGGUGCUUUGACUUGCCAGGCGCGAUCUGCGGUUAACGGCCUAUUAAAGUACCCUCAUAUUGCUGGAUACCGGGUCACCCGCCCUCGCGCCGAUCCCGUGGAUACAUAUUGGGUCUCUCCUCGCUGGUGCCGCGCUUACGAGAAUGACUACCUCCCACAAGACGGGCUGAGGUCGCUGUAUUCUGGGCGAUUCGACGUAGAGUAUCACAAGGACAUUGAAGGGCUCGUGCUUGACAUUGGGCCGGGGGAUCCUCCCCUCCGUGUCAUACCUUCGAUGUGGUCGACUCGGUCAACUGUCCCCGGACAAUUGGAAGAGGCCCAAAUUGAUGUCAUUAAACCAGGCCCUUCUGCCAUGGCUUCUUCGAAUGUCCCGAGUUGGGGAAUCAAAUAUCGAGUUAUUCAAAAACUACCUUGCUAG